Pyricularia pennisetigena is the source of this 2991-nucleotide messenger RNA. RefSeq lists its product as uncharacterized. The coding region runs from base 1 to 2991 and encodes 996 amino acids. The transcript is spliced from 3 exons. The record is from RefSeq and is a predicted model, not a curated record. Lineage: Eukaryota; Fungi; Ascomycota; Sordariomycetes; Magnaporthales; Pyriculariaceae.
AUGGCUGAUCUCGAUUCCUAUCUCGCCUACAAGCGGGAGACCAAAUACUUGGUGUUCUGGCUUCUCCAUACGUCCAACUCCAUCAUCACUACCAAGGCGCCUCGUGAACCCAACCUCGAACCCAAUACAACUGGUCAAGUCACGGUCGCAACCCUCGUGCCCCUCGCCGAACUCAUCUCUCGGUACACAAAAAGCACUCCGACCAUAGUUCUUCGUGUCUUUAGGACCGUCAUAUCUGCCAGGAAAGCCACGUGUGUGCAUUAUGCCCGUCUCGCAGCGCAGAAUCCGGAUGACCUCUCACUGGCCAGAGGCAAUGCCUCUCACCGUCACUUCAAUGACGCUCUCGAGGCUGCUUAUAUUGCUCUCGGCGGGGAAGAUCAAUUGACGGCGGCAUUGUCUGAGGAACAUAGUGACUAUGACGUUGAAGAGCUCGAAAGAAUGGUAUUCUCAAACAGUUUUUCAGCAUUGUCCGUUGAGGGAAGUGACGAAGACUCUGGAGCAGAGCCAGUAUCUGUCACCAACAUCGCGCCCAUCAGAAAGCAGCAGCGGAAGCCUGGCAAAGGAAGGCGAGGCCGAAGGGGUAGCAGGAUCAAAGGUGGAAGACAUGACCCGUCGCAGCGAAAAGCGCUCGAGGGUAUAUCUGUCGACGGCUUUGGCAUCAUCAGCGAUGAUGAUAGUCAUAUCAGCAUCGAGUAUGUCAUGGCUGUGAGCUGCCUGGCAGAGGAAUGGUGCCACCUCCGCAGCUGGCUGAACAUGGUCUGGUUUCGAGCUGCUCACGGCAAACUUAACAACGCAGUUGCUGGGGUUAUCACGAAAGUCGCGUUUUCCAUCCAGAAGCAGACGGAACUGGCCAUCUUUGUUGACUUCCAGGGGCGUGAUUCCUACAAGUCGGUUCUUGAAGCAUUGAAUAGCGGUCGAAACAGUCUCUCACUCGACAAGAGCCACUUUCUCAAUACUAGCGACAGACAGGAUCUGAAAGAGCAAUGUCUUGCCCAUACAUAUAGGUAUUUGAUCGAUUUCAUAGCCGACUACCAGAAAACUAGAACGGGGAAGCCUACCAAGCCUAUGCUGCGGGAGAUCGGCUCCUGGAGUCCAAAUGCAUGCCUUUCGGAUUUCACUCGCCCGCAGAGACUCAAAUGGCGUCGGGCCUAUACCAUCAACUGGCUCUAUGACCUUGUCAACACAUAUGCGUACCCUGCCAUAAAGACUCAGGGUUCUGCAGCGGACUGCAAACUCGAAGACAUCGACUGGAGCGCGAAUGGACCCUGGAAUCCAACCACAAGUAAUCAACGACGGCUUUAUGGGCUGAACGAGUUUGCGGCUGCAGUCACAACCCUUGCCAUGCAAAAGGAGGGCAAAGACGUCAGCACUCGAAUACCUUCCUCACUGGUGUUUCAACUUCAGAUUAUUGUGGACUCGUUUACUGUCAGUUACGGAUGGAUGAACCUCGACCUGAAGGAUGCACAGGCCCAAUACAGUCUGCAACCCCCAAGGACUGGCAUGUCCAAUAUAUUCAAUUUUAUCUUUGGUGAAGCCAGACCACCUGGUUGUGGCUGCGGCAACAAAUCGGUCUCGGGGACUCAGGACGGUGCUCAUGAUCUUCACAACAUUGUGGCUCAAGAAUACCCUUCACGCUUUGCCCAGACCAAGGCAGCAAAGCUUCUGUACCGGACAAUAGUCGACAUGGACAACUUUCUUGGAAAAUUCUGGCCUGAGGAUAAUCAAAAUGCUACCAUGGCAGGUAUCCACGCGUCCAGAUUCAGCAAUGUUGUUGAGCCGGGUCUUUGUGCAUUGUGGGAGUACUCUCCUGCUCUCUGCGGAACCGGCCUCGCCGAGGCCAUUGACUACCUGCAUAACGCUUCAAUCCUGAUGCUCAACAAGGCUAUCGAAGUCGUCUGUCUUAUGCACAUCUACAACAAAGUUCGACAGACAGGACAUCUGGCCCAACCUAUCGAUAUCUUUGAGAUCUUGCAGGUUACCUUUCCUGGCGUUUACCGAGAUGUGGGUGGUGUACCCCCAACAAAGGGUCCGUUCGGCGCUUCAAUGUGGCAACAAAUGGUGCAGACAGAGAAGAGAGGCUGUAAGCGCCCGCAGCCUUUCCUACCCAACACAUUCGAUGUCGAUAAAGUUCUUGUUCCCCAGCCUGGUGGAUACUUUGACAACUCGACUCUUCUCUACGCGCUCCGCUCAGUCGAGUGGGACCCCUGCAGGGUGGCAGAUCAUGACCUCGCGCUGUACAGCUCGCUACGAAGAUAUCGAAGGGUGGACCGCUGGAGCAGGACCAAGGCAGCCGAGAAUCUUGGUGAAAAGGAGUCUCGGGCCGCUCGCGAACGGGUGGCUGCCGUUACUGAGGAGGAGAUACGUGCCAUCUCGUCUCUCAAAUCGACAUUCGCAGCACGCUCGUGGCUGGAUCUGCCACCCUACAAGACAGGCCCCGAAGACAACGAGAACCGCGACGAGCAGGACAGCCUGAUGCGAUCCUUCGAACAAGGCUGUCUCGCCCACAAAUGGAGGCCCGAGCUUGACAACAGCAAGGCACCCGGCAGGGAUCGGCGAACGAGGCACGAAACCAUGCUUGCGCGUAUCGAGUGUGACAUCUACAACGAGAUAUGCGGCGGUGCCCCCAUCCUGGGCCUAAAUCUGCCGAGAAUCACAGUGGUGCUGAUGAAGCUGUUUGGCACCAUUGAGGAUGCCCUGUCCGCCGCCAGGAACAAGACAUGGGCGGCGGCCCGCCUGAAGUAUGUCAGCAGCGAUUGCGACGUCUGCGGCAAGAAGCAGCGUAUGGCCCUCGCCAAGUGCAUCCUCAACGCAACGGACGAUGAAGAGUGUCUCAAAAUUGUAGCAAAGGUGUUUGAACGGCCCGAGCUAGAGGAUCUCGCCGAUGCUAGCUUUUGGAACUUCGAUCUGGACAUGACCGAGUUUUACGGUAUGCAUCUGUGCGGUUGCAUGCGCAAGUCAUUCUUGUCUGGAUUUGUGUACUUUGCGCCUUGA